CUGGAUGAUGGAUGGAUGAUGGAUGGAUGCUGGCUAUGGAUGCUGGAUGCCGGCGGUUGGGUGCAGGGCGGUGGGUUGGGUGCCGGCUGUGGGUGUCCCUGAUGCUGGUGGGCAGGACUUUCUGUCGGACAUGGCCAUGACGGAGGUGGAUCGAUUCAUGGACCGCGAGCAUCUCAUCUUCAGGGAGAACACACUGGCCACCAAAGCAAUCGAGGAAUACCUGAAGCUGGUGGGACAGAAAUACCUCAAGGACGCCAUCGGUGAGUUCAUCCGCGCGCUGUACGAGUCGGAGGAGAACUGCGAGGUGGAUCCCAUGAAGUGCUCGGCCUCCACCCUGGCCGACCACCAGGCCAACCUGCGCAUGUGCUGCGAGCUGGCGCUCUGCAAGGUGGUCAACUCCCACUGCGUGUUCCCCCGUGAGCUCAAGGAGGUUUUCACCCC
Messenger RNA from Coturnix japonica (Japanese quail), 441 nucleotides. Lineage: Eukaryota; Metazoa; Chordata; Aves; Galliformes; Phasianidae. The record is from RefSeq and is a predicted model, not a curated record.